Messenger RNA from Patella vulgata (common limpet), 2312 nucleotides. RefSeq names its product transcription elongation factor, mitochondrial. Gene Ontology annotation, cellular component: mitochondrial nucleoid. The transcript is spliced from 4 exons. Gene Ontology annotation, biological process: transcription elongation by mitochondrial RNA polymerase; mitochondrial transcription. NCBI's taxonomy places the organism in Eukaryota, Metazoa, Mollusca, Gastropoda, Patellidae. The coding region runs from base 76 to 1068 and encodes 330 amino acids. The record is from RefSeq and is a predicted model, not a curated record. Gene Ontology annotation, molecular function: nucleic acid binding; DNA polymerase processivity factor activity.
UGGUACAACUAGAAUGAAAACAGAAGCCGGUAGAGUUUUGUUUGUGCACACGGAAAUAAUUAAUAAUUAUUUGUUAUGGAGUUGCUACAGAGAAGUUCCAAAUUGUUCAGACAUUUUCACCUUUCCAUUAACACGUCAUACCCUUUAAAGCAUGUUAGAUGUAAAAGAUAUUCUACGAAAAGAGGUGAAAGUUUAAACAGUAAAUAUAAUGAAGAACAACGUCAAAAGAUAUUACAACAUUUAAAUCAGAGUACAGCUAAUGAACUUUUUGUUCCUCGUGUUAUGUUAAUGCAAAGAGCUGUAGCCAUUCAACAGUAUAGAUCAACAAAUGGUCAGUUUAACAGUAUAAGUGAUGUAUUAAAUAUUAGUGGCAUUGGACCACUUGUUUUAGAGAAAUACUGUGACUUUAUCAUCAAAUCGCCAGAGGUUUUAGCCCAAGAAAAAAAUGACAUUGGCAUUAAGAAAUCUCGAAAUACCUUAUUUAAUCCCAAAUUGUCAUCUGAAGAACUUAUGAAAAUAAAUACUGUAAUUGCAAUAGAUCUACAGUUAGAUCGUAUUACAUGGGCAAAGAUAGACAGAGAUCUUGUUUUACAUGACUGGUCACAUGCCUUAAUACAUCACAGUGGUUAUCAAAAAUUUAAUCAUGCUGCAGUUUUGGAAAAGUUGCAAGAAAUAACACAGACAAUGUCAGAUGGAGACGUCUUUGUUAUGGAGAAUAAACUGUUCCGAAUCUCAAAUUUAAAGGUUGUGCCGUUUGCUCUUAAUUUCCGUGUUUUGGAAGCCAUGUUGUUGACGGUACUCAGUAUGUCUUUUAAUAAGAAUAUGGUUACGAGUAAACCGAAUGAUAUAGGAAAUUAUUAUGGGUUAAUCAUCGGUGGUGAGCGUGUCAGUGGUAUCAAUUUACUUAAAGAUCUGUUUCAGAAUAAGUCAGAACAUUUAAAUUGUAAAAUAUCUAAUGAAUUCAGGACUUUAUAUUACAAAGCAGAAAAUGUACAACAAGAAUAUUAUACUAAUAGUCUACUGUUAGCUAAUGCCUAUCAUAAACUUGUUUUAAGAGAAGCCGAAUAACUAGUCUGAUAGUCUACUAUUAGUUAAUGCCUAUCAUAAACUUGUUUUAAGACGAAUAACUAAUCUAAUAGUCUACUAACACACUGUAUGGCGUAUGCACAUCUUUAUUAGUGUGCACAUCUUUAUUAGCCCAGUCGGAGCAGAACAGUAGGACUUAACCCCAUUCAUUCUAUCCUGUGAUACAAAACUUCUAUUCCACACUGACAAACUAAGAGGAUUAAAUCUGGAUGUAUUAAACUGUUUGUUUUCUGUUAUUGUUAACCUAUUUUAUGUACAUAUAACACUAUUUAUUAAUUAUUAUUUUAUUAUAAUAUGUUCCUAAAAUACUGAAUUUCUAUUUUGCUAUAAAUGAUUAAUACGAUUGAAGGCAAUAAUAGUUCCUCAAUAAUAAUAUGUCCAUUAAUUAUAUGGUGCUAACUGGCUAUUAAGUUUUUUGUCAAUUUUUGUAAUUUAUUUAUGAUAACUGAGUAAAGAUUUUAUUUAAAUACCUGAAUUAUUGUUAUUAGAUUUGAUUCUAGACAUAUUUUCUUAAAUGUUACAGAACAUCUACUGUCUGGGCCUUAUUAAAGAUACAUUAUGAGAGAUUAGAUAAAGAGCUGGUAGUUCUCACUAUAAUAGUUAAAAACUAGAUAAUUGAUAAUCUCUGAACCGAGAAUUUAGCGAUUGAAUUUGGGCAGAGGCCUCGAUCAUCAUUACUAAAAUCGGUACGAUAAAAAACAGUCUCGUUUAUCCAUUUCAUCAUUAAAUCAUGAAUGAAAGUUGAGCAGCAAAUCAGAUCCUAAUCCAAUAAACAUCGCAGGCUAGCGAUGACAUCGAGAGUUGAUUACGGUCUGGAUAAAUUAAUAAUUUAGAUUUCAUUUCAGGCCUGAAGAAAGACCUGCAAUAGGCAGAUUUAGCACUUGCAUAAUGUAUAUUUAAAGAUGCUUUAUAUAAAAGCGAAAUCUGCACAUUUAGGGUCUUUUUUCAGGCUUCAAAUUUUAUAUAAAUUAUUAAUUAGACAUUUAUUCACAUGACAAGUCCAUAAUCAUCUUUCUAGACCAUCCAAUGGUUGUGAAUUGUGAACGGCCAGCUCUUUAUCUAAGUCUUACAUAAUGCUUCUCGAUAUCCAGAGAUACAAUAUCAUUUAUACGCAAAACUAUAUUCUGGCAAAAUACAGACUCUUAGAAAUUUAGAAAUAUGUACUCUGAUAGUAAAAUUUUAGGUUUUAAUUUAUAAUGAAAUAAAACAUAUAAUCUUUACAAAAA